UCGUGGGCAGCAGGUGGGACCAAUUCUGAUCGCUUUCGGUAUUCCUCCCCUCCAGAAACUGGAACAUUGAUGCGGAAGUGGCUUCGGGCCAUCUCGGAUUUAAGGUCACCAUAAUGAGGACCAAUAACCAAAACGUCAUCAUUGUUGUCGACAAAUGGAGCUAAAUAUGUGGCCAGUGCAGAGCACCCACAAAAAAUCUAAAGCCAAUACCCGACACCGAAGCACUCACCGGGUUGGUUGGAUGGAAGUCAGCAUUUUUGGGACACUGCUUUGAUUUGCAUUUUUUCCCACUCGCUGGUGUUCUACUCCGGCAAUGCAGGUCUUGCUAUUCUACACUUUUUUGGGCUAUAAAGUUGGUGGCUUCGAAGGGAGUCACCAACAGUUCUUCUCCGUUCGCCACUUCAGCAGCAACUUCCUCCAAAAUGGCAUUCAACCUUCGCAACAUCCUCGCCAUCGCUUUCCUGGCUUUGACCGCCGUCUGCGCCGAGACCAUCCAGCUGCAGCCCACCCAAGGCAUCCUAAUCCCCGCUCCAUUGGCCGAGAACAUCCGUGUGUCGCGUGCUGCUUACGGCGGAUACGCUGCCCCAGCCGCCGCUCCCUCGUACUCUGCCCCCGCUGCUCCAUCCUAUGCCGCACCAGCCGCUCCUGCUGCUCCCGCCUACUCUGCACCAGCUGCUGCUCCCGCCUACUCCGCCCCAGCUGCUCCGGCCUACUCCGCUCCAGCUCCUGCCGCUCCCGCCUACUCCGCCCCGGCCUCCAUCCCGUCGCCCCCGUGCCCCAAGAACUACCUGUUCAGCUGCCAGCCCUCUCUCCAGCCCGUUCCCUGCUCCGCCCCAGCUCCAUCCUACGGCUCCGCCGGCGCGUACUCCCAGUACGUGCCCCAGUACGCCGUGCCAUACGUCCGGGAGCUGUAAAAACGAUCAUUACUCUGAAGACAAACCGAACUCUUGAAUAAAAUGCAUUGCUUAUAAAAAAA
This is a messenger RNA of Drosophila ananassae, 976 nucleotides long. It is a transcript of the gene Vm26Ab, whose product is annotated as vitelline membrane protein Vm26Ab. The transcript has a single exon. NCBI's taxonomy places the organism in Eukaryota, Metazoa, Arthropoda, Insecta, Diptera, Drosophilidae. The record is from RefSeq and is a predicted model, not a curated record. Bases 423 to 914 code for a protein of 163 amino acids.